GUAGCCAAACGUAAGCCACAAAAUGAUAGUCACUUCUUCGUCGAGGUCCCCUCCCCCUCUGCUCCUUCCCCCUCCAUCGCAAAACCCCACCUGGCCACCCCCAUUACUCCUCCACCUCCGACCACAACACCAUCGCCGCCUCCUUCUUCUUCGUCUGGCCACUUCCUCCAUCUCUCUUUUCUUCCUACGCCACAUCCCGGCCGCCGCAGCCCGUGGACUCUUCCAGAUGCCCCCCGCACGUCUCAGCAACCGCUACUUCCUAGUCCGCGCCGGGGAGUCCUUUUACGAGGGCAUGGGCGUCCUCAAUACAAACCCCGUCACCAAGACCUCCGUCGACAAUGGACUCUCGCUGGAGGGCAAGCGGCAGGCGGCUCGUGCGGCGGUUGAGCUUCAGAGAUUGGAGGCUUGUAGUGGGAGCUGCUGGAUCUGGCCGUCUAUUACACAAAGGGCGUAUCAGGCUGCGGAAAUCAUUGCCUCCGUGAAUGAAGUCGAUCGCAGUCGAAUAGUUCCUGAAUAUAGUUUUUUGGAUGCCCGUGGGCUGGGUGCUCUUGAGGGAAGGAGCUUGGAUGCUGUUUCCGAGGUGUAUGAAUUCGAUGAAGUUUCACCAAACAAUAAACCACCUCCCAUUACAGAUGGAACGCCAAAUGAAAGUGUUUCGGAUGUCUUUGUUCGUGUGACACAACUGAUGUCAAUUUUAGAAACUCAAUAUUCUGAACAAACCAUUGUUAUCAUAUCUCCAGAUUCAGAUAAUUUGUCGAUAUUGCAAGCUGGAUUAACAGGAGUUGACCUUCGCAGGCACUGGGAUCUAUCAUUCAAGCCUGGGGAGGUUCGAAUGGUGGAUCCUGAAAGCAUCCCCACUUACAAAAUGCCAGCAUCAGCUGUUUACAAGUGUAUGAAUCCCCCAAGUUGUACAUGAUCUUGGACAAGUUGCAAUCUAAGGAAUACCUUUGUUCUUCUCUUUAUCUACACAUGUAAUUGUGCAUCUUAUUGUAAUCAAACGAGGUAUUAUUUUAGUCAAAUUAAGACAUCCUGCUAACUUCUUUUUAAA
Molecule: messenger RNA, 1048 nt
Organism: Dendrobium catenatum
Lineage: Eukaryota; Viridiplantae; Streptophyta; Magnoliopsida; Asparagales; Orchidaceae
Exons: 4
Coding region: 23-916 (297 amino acids)
Source: RefSeq, a predicted model, not a curated record